Molecule: messenger RNA, 1328 nt
Organism: Drosophila nasuta
Lineage: Eukaryota; Metazoa; Arthropoda; Insecta; Diptera; Drosophilidae
Product: myb-like protein X
Exons: 3
Coding region: 133-1203 (356 amino acids)
Source: RefSeq, a predicted model, not a curated record
AUCGAAGUCUCAUCUUCUAUCGGAAUGGCAAUUAUCAGAGAUUGCUCCUCACUUAACUGAUUUGUUAUUUUGCUGUACAAAAAUUUUUUUUGUUAGGACGCGCUUUGCCUGCCACCUGCCUGCCAACCACACAUGGAUACCAAGUCCAACGAUGACUCUGGUGGCAGUGAUUCCCUGGACAAAUCAAUGCAACGCAAGUGCGUCAUGGUCGAGACCACAGCAACAACAACAACAGCAACGAACAUAACAACGGAGCCCGACAAUUGCAGCAGAGAUUCCGCUACAGUGCAGCAAGAGGAAGAUCAAGAUGGGCCAUCAACGCCAGGUGGCGAAAGUGCAAAAGCUAAUAAUAAUAAGAACAACAACAUAACGACAACAGCAACAACAACAGCAGCAAGUGCUGCCUUUGAAACGAAAGUAAAACUAAUAUCGCAGAACCUCAAAGAAACAAAGCUGGCUGAGGAAACUGGCAGCGAUGAGGUGACCACAGCAUCAGCAUCAAGCAACGAACAGGAGGAGGUGCAAGAGGAAGAACCAAGUGGAGAUCGGUUAAAGAAAGUACAUUUCCAUCCGGAUGCUAAGGAAAGCGAUGGCGGCAACAAUCGUGUGAAAAAGAAAUGGAAAUCGUCACAAAACCAUGGUGGUGAUGGCGCCAAUCUGGGCUGUGAUGGCAUGGAAAUGGAUGUGACGGAAGAUGAGCAAAAUGCGGACGGAGGAGAAAAUGAAGCUGCAGAAGAUGAAGAGGAGGAGGAAGAGGAAUUCAAUUUGGCCAAGACAAUUGCCGAGGCGGAAGAUUACUUAAAGCAGCAUCCGUUAACAUUCGUGCGACGCGCCGAGCAAAAUGGCGAAUUGAAUACAAAGGAGGCGUCACAACUUGAACAGGAGAAGAUGAUCGAGGGGGACGAAGAUGAACAUCAUGAGGACAAUGAUGACGAGGACAGUGAAAUAGAUUUUUAUAAGAAUUGUAAACCAGAAAAUGGCAUUGAACGCAUUUUAGGCAAGGAAACUAAGGCGGGCAAGGUUGAAUUUCUAUUGCGAUUUGAGAAUCAAGGGGGAUUAUCUUGGGAAUCGGAGGAGUUCAUUCGGUGCAUGUGUCCAACGCUCUUAAAGCUUUACGAGCAGAAUCGUGAGCGGCGUCAGCAACGUUUAAUGCAUCACGUUGCUAAGCGCCAGAGCCUGCGUCAGCGUUAUACGGAUUUCUAGUAAUAAAUAAUGUACACACAUUGUAGCUUUUAGGUCUUUAAUUAUUAGGUUCCGCAAUUAAUUGUAACAAUUUUUGUAAUAUGAAGUAAAUGAUUUUCCUUUGUUGAACAAAAGUAACAAAAAUA